Molecule: messenger RNA, 1794 nt
Organism: Vanderwaltozyma polyspora DSM 70294
Lineage: Eukaryota; Fungi; Ascomycota; Saccharomycetes; Saccharomycetales; Saccharomycetaceae
Gene: EAP1
Product: Eap1p
Exons: 1
Coding region: 1-1794 (597 amino acids)
Source: RefSeq, a predicted model, not a curated record
AUGGAAUUGAAUGAAUCCUCUGUAGUUGGUUCUCUUUCUGCCGAUCAGAGUAAUGCUAAUGAGAUGUUGUCACAGGCUACUGCGGCAAGCGGAAGUAAUAUAAUGAAAUUUUUUGAAGGAUUAGACAAUAAAAAUAAUCAAACCAAGAAAAAUAUCAGUGAGCAAGAGUUACCUCAAGACGACUCAAGCGACAGAAAUCCAAAGUUAAACAUCCAUCAUUUUGAUGAAGAUUAUAAAUUGAACCCAAAUAAAACAACUAAAGCUUAUAAUUAUAGUAUUAAUGAAAUGUUAUCAAUAAAAGAGUUGAUUCCAAAGGAAUUUAUAGAAGGGUAUGCUAUACAGCUGCCAAAAAAGAAAUUCUGGAGAUUGUCUGGAAGAUUCGCAGAUGGUAAUGGGAACAAUAAAAACGCAUCUCAUAGAUCUAACAAUAACAGAUCAUCAGGUAUCUCCUCAAAUAACAGACCAGCUUCAGGAGAAGGUGGUCAGUAUGGUAGAAGAAAUAGUAAAUCGAAGAUUAGAGGUCCAAAUGUUGGUAAAAAAUCUAACAGAUAUGGAAAGAACGAUAAAUAUGUGGAAGAAAAUGAUAUAAAAGUCAAUAAUAGCGACUUGAUGGAGUUGGAAGGUGAUUUCCAACCUACUGGUAACUCCAUGGCUGAUUUUGAAGCUUGGAAGGCUAAAAUGAAAGAGAUGGAAAAUAAGAAGAAAGGUAUAGUAAUAGAUACACCAAAGAGUGCUGAAGCUUCUUCUAAUGCUAAAUCAGGAGCAAAAUCUUCUACUUCGAUCCUCGACUUUUUAGAAUUCGAAUCAACAGAUUCAUCUGAAAAUAAUGAAAAUGCAACUAAUGAAAUUCCGGUUCAACCUACUUCAAAUAAGGACUCGGGUUCCGGUUCUGGUUCAUCUGAUUCCCAAGAAGCUGCAACAGUAGGCACUUCAAGAUUUUCUUCAUUCUUUGUUGCAUCUCCGUCUUCUACGCCGUUAACAGAUAAAAACAGUGCAUCUUCUCCCGCCCAAAAACAACAAUCUGAUCCUGCAACUUCAACAUCAGGCACAAAUAUUGCUGGUGGAUCAAGAAUGAUGUCAUUUUUUAAGAAUGAAUCCAAACAGUCAGCUGGUGAUAAGAAAACGCAUAAAGAAACAGUUAAUACUCCAAGAGAUGCCAAUAUUCCAAUACCAAGUAAUACACCACCCCAAUUCUCCCAACAACGCAAUGGCCCAAAUGAUGCACAACCACAAAUGUUGCAUCCUCAAGUACAUGGUCAACCACCAUUAAAUAAUAACGCAUUUUUCCAAGGUUUAUUGAACAAAGGUAAGGCUGGCGAAGAGGGCAAUAUGCUGCCACCAGGUAUGCCUCUUCCAGCCGGAGGUCCUGGCCAUUUACAACAACCUCCUCCUCCAGGAAUGGGCCAAGGAUUCCCUAUGGGAAUGCCUCCUCCUCCUCACAUGAUGCCACCUCCAGGAUUCCCACCAUUCCAAGGACAAGGUCUCCCUAUGCAAAAUAAUCCUGAACAUAAAAGAAAUAUUAACAAUGGUUCUCCAAACCCUGCAAAUAAUAGUAAUCAACGAAUGCCACCAAGAGAUCAAUUAAAGAUUCAAAAUACCCAACAAAGAAGGAUGAUGCCCCCAGGUUUCCCUCAAGGUGCGGUUCCACCAGGUUUUCCACCAAUGCAAGGUUUUCCACAAAAUUUUGAUCCAAACAACCGUCUAUCUCCAAAAGGUAUGAUGCAAAUGAAUGGCCAAAAUUUUUAUCCAAUGAUGCCACCAAUGCCAAAUAGAGAUCAGGCAGGUGGAUUUUAA